CCUUCGAUACUCAACACAAGUUUACAAGAAUUAUUCCAGCGUUUUUUUAAACAUCUAAGUUUGAUGAGCCGGCACGAUGGAUGAGUUUGCAACAAUUAAGUCGAUCCAAGGAUAUGAAGCCAUUCUGAAUACUGUACUUAAGAACCAGAUUAAAAUACUGGUGGAUCAGCUCUAUGAACAAACUGGAGAAGAAGCAUUCCUGUUGACGGCCAGUUUGAAAGAGGGAACGUUCUCCUACCUGGGGUCCAAGUAUGGAAAAGAUUUCCUCGAAAAAAAUAGCAAGUUUAAAACAGAGUUCUUUGGAUAUUGUCUAAGUGAACAAAAGAAGUAUGAAGACACACUACCAAUUCUGGGUAAAAGAAAACUGAACUCCACACCAAACAAACCCCCUGUGAGGUUCAAGAAGAUGAAGAUCUUUAGCACAGACCCUACUGCUCAAGAGACCUCAAUGGCCACAUCAACUGUACAAUCCCAGCUGCAGUCCCUCAGUCCACUCAAAGCUGUACCCGUUGCAUCAGGCAUGCCUCAGGAAAUUUUGACAGUGAUGCCCCAACCAGAUGGAACAUACUCUUGUGUAGAUAGCUUCUACCUUGAAAAUUCAGAGACAGGGGAUGGAAUGCAGUUUCUUGCAGUGCCAAUUGAGGAAGGUGGUGAUGAUAAUGAAAAUGAAACCCACGACGAGGAACAAGAGGAAAUUGAACCAUUUGUGCCUCUUGAAAUGGAGGAACACAUGAAGGUCUAUGACAACGUCGAAGAUGUGAAUAAAGCCAUUAGAGAGUAUGAAAUACAGACUUCUUCCCGAUUCUCUGCAUUCUCGUCAACCAAAAACUUUGGAAAUUCAGCUUUACCAUCUGGAAAAAAGAAAUUUAACUACACAAAUUCAGAAGCACCCUAUACAAUACUUGGCAAGAAAGUUCUGUAUUGUCAUCUUGGAAUUUUGAAAGGGGACCGAAUUAAGGGAUUCAGAUCGAAAAAAAAGACUCCUAAAGCGGACCAUGACAAAUAUGCAAAGAAAGAUGGUGACGACAAUGAAGGUACGAAAACCGUUAAGGAACGCCAUGUGGGUACGAUCACAGAAAAGUGGGGUUGUCGGGCAAGAAUUGUCAUCAAGGAGGUGCUGACGUUUCCUCUUAUCGCAGAAUGUGAAUACAGGGCCGAAAAGAAGAGGGCAUUGCAAGAGUUCAAGAAUAACAUGGAAGAAUCCGGACAACGGAAGUUCUUUACCUUUUUCCCAGCGACAAACUCCCAUUCUGAACAUCCCAAUGCUAACAGUGAGAGAAUGGAUCCAAUUCUGAUCAAGAAAGUCGAAGAGUUGGUAAAGCAAGGCAUCACGGACAAUGACGAAAUUAAGCAACACUUGACAGAGUUUGUGCACGCAACAAUUGGACCUAAUGUUCCAAGAAAUAAUCAUCGGUUCUUUCCUUUGCAAAGGAUACUUAGAAACCAUAUAAGGAGAUGUGAGAAUCAGUUUUUGGGACCAAGACCUAAACCAGUUCGACCACAAUCAGCGAGAGUUAGAAAGAGGAAGAAGCAGCAAUCUUCUGUGGUGGACACGUUAGCGCCAAAUGUGCCCCGUGAGCAGGACUUUCUGGUGUUUAUGCAGUAAACUGUGAUCUCUAGUACUACUUGUGUGCUUGAUUUGUGACAGUCAAGAAAAGUUAACCAAAUUCAACAUGUGUAAGAAGAAAAAGUAGAAGAAUUUUAUUUACUGGUAGCUAUAACCUUACAGCCCAGGGUUUCUAAAAGUUUGAAAUCUCAGUUAAACUUGUACAUUUUUAUCAACGUUUAACUAUGCCUAUACAAAAUACAUUUUGAUCAGUUUGAGCAUAAAUCAUCAUUAAAACGCAAUAAUUCUUAAACAUGUUAAUGGCUAUUCCAGUAACACAUAUAACCCAUGGGGGAAAGGCAAUUAUUUUCGAAGCAUAUGGGUGGGUGUCUUUUUUCACUAAUUUGGACCCCAAAAGGGUAAAUUUGCUUCUUUAGGGGGUAGAUAUAAAUCAAAAGUGCUGCAUUCCCCCAGGUUGUUAUACAUUUAAAUGUUAUAGUCCAAACAUGUAAGUAGGGUGUAGAAGAACCAAGGUCUUAGAAUGGUAAUUAUUUUCCAUUUACAUGUAUUUGUAUUUUGCUUUUCAUUUUUCUGAAAUUAUGCAAAAGGAGGUCAUCAUUUUCAGCUCAUCUGUUUGGGGUUAUUGUUUUUAUUAAAAACAAAACAAUGUGGUAUCAUCAUAGCCUUGAUUGUUGUAAUUGUUGGCAGCAUUAAUUCUUAGGGCAAAAAAAAAUCACCAGCAAUGAUUCAAAAGCUGUUAAUUAGAUCAAACUUGGUACACAUUCUGCAAGUGACAAUGUGUACAUGUACAGUAAGGCUUUCAAGGGGCUAGGAACCAGAUGAUUCAUUUGCAAGAGAAUAAGAAAUUUGUCAAAAGCUUGACAUUAAAAGUGACAUUGCUGUGUACAUCCCAUUGAAUCUUACUUAUGAUGUAUCACAUUGCUUACGACACUCGCAUCUUUCGCAGUUUUUGCACAUUUUGCCAAUUCGAAAUUUACUUUGGUUGUCUACCAUGUAAAUCCCAGUAAAUUUAAAUAUAAUGUCGGUAUAUUAUCUAAACUCAUAAGCGGAUAUGAUUUAAACUGGGAAACCAUAACAUGUUAUUUUUAAAGGGGGAAACACAGAUGAGACUGCAACAUGAUUGUUGCAUUUAUUACUUUAACCAUGUAAAGUGUCAUCGGCCUCUUACUAGCUCACAUUGACAAUUCUAGGCUUGUUUUAAGGAAACACUGCAUUUGCCAAUAUUUUGACUAUCUGGUGACUGCAUUUGCCUAUAUUUUGACUAUCUGGUGACUGCAUUUGCCUAUAUUUUGACUAUCUGGUGACUGCAUUUGCCUAUAUUUUGACUAUCUGGUGACUGCAUUUGACUAUAUUUUAACUAUCUGGUGACUGCAUUUGCCUAUAUUUUGACUAUCUGGUGACUGCAUUUGCCUAUAUUUUGACUAUCUGGUGUCUAGCCCCUUAAAUAAUUAUUCAGUUACGACCUUUUUUACUAAAAAAUGCAUAAGAUGUCUAACUGUUGCACUCCUAUUGUUCUCUUAAGAUAUGAUUUCUUCUUCAUUUGAAAUUGCAUGGUUAUUGCAAGUUAAUUACUUAAUGUACAUACCAUAUUUACAUAAUGGGCCGAUUGGUCAGAACUUUGUUAAAGUUGACAUGAUUAGUGACAUUGUUGUUAACUUUUAAACACAAACUAUUUGAUUUGAUGUUUACUUAUUUAAAUAUGAACAAGAACAGCUGAAACAAUUGCCAUUCAUCUUGUUAGUUAGAAUACUGAAGAUCACAAGUGUAUCCAUUAACUUCCAGAGCAGUAAAUAUAUAAAAGUUAACAACGAUGAUGUUAACAACAUUGUUGACUUUAAUAAUCUUCUGAACAACCAGCCCAAUGUCAGUUAGAAAGAGUUUUAAUCCUAUUAUUGUAUUGUGAAAACUUUAAUUUAGUAUUUGCAAUGAUGUUAUAUUCACUCAUUUAAUUGAAUUGUUAGAGGAGGGACACUAUAGGUCACACAAAAUAUUUUUCUUUAAACAAGGAAUUGUUUUAUUAUUACAAUGAAUGGAGCAAUAUAUAACAAGACUCUUUAAUGUGUAUUUUAAUCGUUCAUUUUUUUUGUUAAUCGAUGAUUUGUGCAUGUAAUGCAUGUAUGUUCAAUAAAAAGUA
Molecule: messenger RNA, 3701 nt
Organism: Mya arenaria
Lineage: Eukaryota; Metazoa; Mollusca; Bivalvia; Myida; Myidae
Exons: 11
Coding region: 77-1606 (509 amino acids)
Molecular function (GO): DNA-binding transcription factor activity
Source: RefSeq, a predicted model, not a curated record